UGGACCCACGGCCAUCCUACUGUGCACCUCAGCAGUGGUCCAGGACAAGAGCCUAUUACCAUCAUGACCUUUAACUUUACAGAAUCACAAGUCCCUUCCUCCUUUGAGAUUCAAACCUGGAUCCCGAAGGAAAUGAAUUUUAAUGGUGACACCAACACAAAAGAUGACUGGUUUAUGCUGGGACUUUGGGAUGGGAGACCUGCGAUCCAACUGCACAAUCCCUAGGACCAGCUUACAGUGGGCUCUGUACCCUAAGUGAAUGACGAGUAGUAGUAUCAGAUGCAAGCAAAAAUCCAUGGGGACCCCUUGGUGCUGGAGGUGGAGGAGGAAGAGGUCAUCUGCCUGAGACAGGUUUCUGGGCCUCUGACCAACGAACCCCAAUCCACCAUGAGGAUUGCACUGGGUGGAUUGCUCUUGCCUGUUUCCAGCCUCAGGCUGCCAAUGAUCCCUGCGCUGAAUAACUGCCUGACAUUCCAAGACUUACGGGCCUUUUCUCUGGACCUGAGGCUCUAGCUUGCAGCAGAUUCAAGCCACCUUCUUGCUCUGGGGACCCUGGAAAACCCUUCUUGGCUGAGCUUCCAAUUCAAAGAUCACAAGUUGAUGCUGUCUUCCAGGUCAAGACCCUCACGAAGUCUGCCCCUGGCCUUUGGACUUCCUGCUCACCUGAAGCUGAGUGGAUCCAGGGUAGCCUUGAGCCAGGGAUCACAGCACAUCCUUGCUCUGCCUCCAAUAGGGCUUGGCUCCUUCCUCAAGGGCCCAGCCUCAAGGGUGCCUGGUCCCAGGGCGUUAUCAGGAGUGGCUUCUUCUGCUUCCUUUUGCUUGAAUGGUCUUUCGGCACAAGGCCAGAAGCUGGACCUGGACCAGAACCUGAGCAAAAGUCAUGACAUCUGGACUCACAUUUCUCACAGCCCAGGCAAUGAUACCAACAUUACCUAUUAA
Molecule: messenger RNA, 939 nt
Organism: Sorex fumeus (smoky shrew)
Lineage: Eukaryota; Metazoa; Chordata; Mammalia; Eulipotyphla; Soricidae
Gene: SHBG
Product: sex hormone binding globulin
Molecular function (GO): steroid binding
Source: RefSeq, a predicted model, not a curated record